UUGCCGGCGGAGCUCCCGGAGUUCCGCGGCCCGGGGUGUCGGUUUUCCGCCGCGACGCAGCCGGCGCUGCGCUCCCAGCCUCCCCCACCCCCUCCUCGGCCCCUCCCUCGAUCGCUGCGGUCUGGUGGCGCCUGGAGGGCGGUCUGCGGGCGGGCCGUCCUCUCAGCCGUAGCCCACCCCCUCUUAAAGCCUCGGCGGGAAGAUGAGGUUCCGUGAGCCGCUCCUGGGCGGCAGCGCCGCGAUGCCUGGCGCGACCCUGCAGCGGGCCUGCCGCCUGCUCGUGGCCGUCUGCGCGCUGCACCUCGGCAUCACCCUUGUCUAUUACCUCUCGGGCCGCGACCUGAGCCGCCUGCCCCAGCUGGUGGGAGUCUCGUCUCCGUUGCAGGGCCGCAUGAACGGAACCGCCGCCAGCAGGCAGCCCUCGGGAGAGCCCCGACCCCGGGGCGCGCGGCCGCCGCCUCCUUUAGGCGUCUCCCCGAAGCCUCGCUCGGGUCCUGAUUCCAGCCCGGGUGCGGCUUCUAGCCCCGGCCUGAAGAGCAACUUGACUUCGGUCCCAGUGCCCACCACCACUGCACUGUUGUCGCUGCCCGCUUGCCCUGAGGAGUCCCCGCUGCUCGUUGGCCCCAUGGUGAUUGACUUUAAUAUUCCUGUGGAUCUGGCGCUUUUGGCAAAGAAGAACCCAGAGGUAAAGAUGGGCGGCCAUUACUCCCCCAAGGACUGUAUCUCUCCUCACAAGGUGGCCAUCAUUAUCCCAUUCCGCAACCGGCAGGAGCACCUCAAAUAUUGGCUGUAUUAUUUGCAUCCGAUCCUACAGCGCCAGCAGCUGGACUAUGGCAUCUACGUCAUCAAUCAGGCAGGAGACACCAUGUUCAAUCGUGCUAAGCUCCUCAAUGUUGGCUUUCAAGAGGCUUUGAAGGACUAUGACUACAACUGCUUUGUGUUCAGUGAUGUGGACCUCAUUCCAAUGGACGACCAUAACUCCUACAGGUGUUUUUCACAGCCACGGCACAUUUCUGUUGCAAUGGACAAGUUUGGGUUUAGCCUGCCUUAUGUUCAGUAUUUUGGAGGUGUCUCUGCCCUCAGUAAACAACAGUUUCUGGCCAUCAAUGGAUUUCCUAAUAAUUACUGGGGUUGGGGAGGAGAAGAUGAUGACAUUUUUAACAGAUUAGUUCAUAGAGGCAUGUCUAUAUCACGCCCAAAUGCUGUGGUAGGAAGGUGUCGCAUGAUCCGACACUCAAGAGACAAGAAAAAUGAACCCAAUCCUCAGAGGUUUGACCGGAUCGCACACACAAAGGAGACUAUGCGCUUUGAUGGUUUGAACUCACUCACCUAUAAGGUGCUCGACAUACAGAGAUACCCAUUAUAUACCCAAAUCACAGUGGACAUCGGGACACCAAGAUAGCAUUUUGGUACAAAUAAGAGACCUGAAAAAUGGCCAGGGACCUUAGAUGUGUGUCUCUGCCAGUCGACUGGGCUGGUCCCUCUCAUUCGUACAAUCUGAAUGAUAGUUGUCCUUGUUUAUCAUUCAGACAUCUUUCCAGAUGCCCGAGGUGAAUGUAAUGCUACCCACAACCCAGCUCAGCACUGGAUGAAAUUCUACAAGGUGUUUGUCAGUGUAAAGCGUUCAGCCUCUGGAGGCCUUGGACAUAUUCAUAGCAUCAUCACCCCUAAAGACUCAGAACUGUUACAGGUCAAAAUCUAGUGACAGUGGGUUUUAUUCCCACUGUUAAAACUGCUACUUGUGAAGUGGGUAGGAACUUUGCUUUAAUCAGUGAUGUUCAUAGUUCAUGACAAACGGAGGCUGCUGCUGGAUUCAGAUCAAUGCGAUACUCUUUUUUUAUACAAAUAUCACAAUUUUAAUCAGUCUUGUGCUCUGUCCCUUUUCUAUUUUCUUUCAUCAGUAUGCAACUAUUACAAUCACCUUGUGUGUGUGUGUUUUCUUAGCAAAAGAGUUUUAAAACUUGAGCCUGAAACUUGGUACUCUGUCAGUGUGUGGAUUCCAAGACCUCACACUCAGAGCAGGGGCCUUGGACACUCUCACUUCAAAAGCCUGUCUCCAGAUCCCUGUCUGAUUUUCUGAAUGUAAAGUUUUGUUAUUUUGUUUUUGUUUUUUAAGAAGCAGUUUGUAGUAUUUUAAAGAAUAAAUCGAAUUCUGAUUAUGCUAUAGCUUGAUUCUGUGGUGAUCCAAAUUGGAAAAGCUAUUGAGUGUUAAGUCAUGACGAUUUAUUUUUCUGAGCGUGCUGUGUAAACUUGAAUUUCCUAUGUAUUUUUAUUGUGGUAUUUUAAAUGUGGGGAAGGGAUUGAGUAUUUUGGGGAUGGGUGGGUAAUAAUGUAUGCUGUAGUGGUCACAAAUGAGCCUCUGAUUUAGCUGGCAGGCCAGGUUUUGUGAAGAGCAAAAUUUCAGGUCCCUUGAUGAGGGCAAAGCCUACAGGUCAGCCUUAUCCUGCCAGACCUCUGGGUCAGGAACUUGGGAAACUGCUUCUGCUUACCUGGCAGAGCUCUCCCACCACUCCCCCAGGUAGGCAGGGUGGAUGGACCCUCAGGCUCCUAGGCUAUGGUGUUGAAAAUCUUAGCAGCCUCAUGUUUACUAUCCUUGAGAGCCUCUGUACCGCACUCCCUGACCCUCCCAAAGUAACCAGGUCUUGCUUUUUCUCCUGCUCUUUCCUCUUCUUUCUUCCUCUCCCUUUUCACUCCUUUGUUUCCUUCCCUAAAAUUCCCUGCGGCACUCAGGGUCAGACUGUUCAUUCUCCAGCAUGACUGUGCCUUUUAAGUAGAGUCUAGAAAGUUCACCUGAAUCCAGACCCUAUUCGUCCUGAGGAUCCUGGUGCCUAUAAAGCCCUUCGUCACCACGCACGGUUUUUAGCAGGCUCCCCCACAGCUUAGUCUAACCCAUGGGAUGUCAUUUAUAAGCUCACUUUUGUGGGGUGAUGUGCAGUACCUGGGAGGCCUUGAAAGAUGCAGCCUGGGUUGAGAUCCUAAGCUAUCUCAUUCCAGAGCUAAGCCCUUUCUGCUUGUAGCAGCCUGAUCUCCAGCCUUGAGUGCAGAGGCUAAGUGGAUGGUUAGCCCUGAUUCUACCUGUGCCUUUAUUGUUUUGAGCACCACAGUCUUAAACUAAACUUGCUGCUUUUUCCAGAUGCUCUUUAAUGUGUAGAUUAGAACCUAAUUUCUCCAGCCAAAGCAGCCAGGCUGUGCAAAAUGUCUGCUCUCCCAGUUCUGCAUACCUCUAGACGGCCAUUAAAACCGAGACUGGCUGCACUGAGAGGACUUUUGGGAAAUGGAUUUUUUUUUUUCUGUCACCAGAUCCUGACUUUUCCAAAGUGCCUUAAAAGAAGGGAGACAGAUGCUGUGUCUGUCAUGCUGUCCUCUGUGUUACCUUCUAAAGCAAAACUCUGCCUUUUCUCUAUGCUGUUUCUUUUGGGUUCCGUUCAUGUCAAUUAUGUGGUCCAUUCUCAGAACCCAGAGAAGUUGUCUUGCUUGUGUCUCCCAUUUGCUGACCUUCCAGCAUUCUCUGGAGCACCUCUGGCCCAAAGCACAACCAAGGCACUGUUGGGCCUGGGCAUUUGCCUGGUCCAGGAGAUGCUGUUGCCAGCAUCUUCAUUGGGGACUGGAGGAGUGAGGAGUCAGGGAGCAUUUCCUUCACACAUGCUGUGCCUUUCUCUAUAUAUUUGCUGGUGACCUGUGUAACAUGGACUUUGGGAAAGAUGAAAGGCAAAAAAAACGUAAAAAACAAAAAAACAAAAAACCUGCACUGGCCUUCAGCCUGCCAGGGUCUCCAAUGCCCACGGGGCUGUUCCAGAGACUUGUGAUGCUGUAUAUGUAUUUUGAUAUCCUAUGUAUGCAAACGUAUUUACCAUUGGGGCUAGGGGUGUAUCUAUGUGACUGUCUCUGACCUUGAUGUUCGGAACAGACAAUUUUUGCCUUUGAAAUGCAGUAAUAUAACAUGAAUAAAUGACCCUAUCUUUGUAA
Molecule: messenger RNA, 3966 nt
Organism: Meriones unguiculatus (Mongolian gerbil)
Lineage: Eukaryota; Metazoa; Chordata; Mammalia; Rodentia; Muridae
Gene: B4galt1
Product: beta-1,4-galactosyltransferase 1
Exons: 6
Coding region: 203-1402 (399 amino acids)
Biological process (GO): carbohydrate metabolic process; protein N-linked glycosylation
Molecular function (GO): beta-N-acetylglucosaminylglycopeptide beta-1,4-galactosyltransferase activity; cytoskeletal protein binding
Source: RefSeq, a predicted model, not a curated record